AUGGCGUCCUCCGAUCUGAUAGUGAAUGUAAAUAAUCUGGAGAAAAUAGAGAAUUUCUUCAACGAUUCCACGUACAAAGAGAUUAUCGAAAACAGUGAAACGUUCAACACCCGGCUAUGCCUGGAGCGGAGGUUACGAAUGCCGUUUCUCGACCCGCAGACGGGCGUCGCUCAGAAUCACUGUGCGUUGUUUAUGCACAGCCGUCACCGCAUUCCGGGCAUGAAGAAUGGACAGGUGUACAGCUACCCGGCCGCACGCUGGCGUAAAUCCCGUCGUCAGUAUUUGCUGCAGAAGCCGCACCCACCGUUCCCGGCGUACACGCAUCGUCCGUUCGGACAUCUACAGCCGGCGCCACCACCCUCCAUCCUGCCCGGCAGCGGCAUUGGCGGUGACCGUGGCGGAGGCGGUGGCGGUGGUGGCGGAAGCACAUACGAUUCGGAAAACUCCAACCUGGACCAGUCCAGUGCGGUCGAUGCGUCCGAUCUAAAGGAGCACGAGUCGGAAAAGGUGGGCAAGGAUUGGUAUUACGACGAGAUGGAAAUGCACGACAUGGAAUCGUUCGAGGAUCACGAUCUGCCCGAUUCCGACUGCGACUACGAGGAAAGCUUCAGCCAGCGGAAGAAAAAGAGCAAGGGCGCGCGGAGUGGUGGUGGCGGCGGCGGCGGUGGCUCCGGCGGUGGGCGCAGCAAAUCAAGCGGCUCGUCGCUGUCGGAUGCGAACAAUCGCCGUGGUGGCAGAGGUGGCGGCCGGGGCCGAGGACGAAAAUCGCAAGGUAUUGGGGGCGAGUUGGGUCCUAGCUUCAAAGAUAUGGUGGAAACACCGAAAAAGAACCGUGUUCAAACACUACCGAACCUCACACCCCAAUCGAACAGCUCAUCCCCACUGACCCUACCCGGAGCAGGCACUGGAGGAGGUGGAUCAGAAGAGCUGCCGAUGCAGGAACUGGUGAAAGUAAAAGUGGAAGUGAAGGUCGAGGGUAGCGACGAUCCCACGGACGGUGGCCAACCGAAGCUGGGCAACAACCGGCCCGGCCCGGCCCCGAACCAUGCCGGUGGUGGGCUCGGCACUAACAACGCUGCUGGUGGACCGAUGGCCGCCCUGACCGGUGCGGCUGCAUCGGCCGGUGGAGCACCGGCGUCCUCGAUCGUGGGUGGUCCUCCGAUCGGUCCGGGCGUUGGUCCCGGUGGUAGUCCGGCUAUUGGUGGUGGCGGUGCGGGCGGUGGUACGGUGGAGAAAAGCCGUGCCGUACCCUCGCCCUACUGUGAUUUCUGUCUGGGCGAUGCACGGGAAAACAAGAAAACGUUCGAGCCGGAAGAGCUGGUAUCCUGUUCGGACUGUGGCCGCUCGGGACAUCCGUCCUGUUUGCAGUUCACCGCGAACAUGAUCAUUUCCGUGCGGAAGUAUCGGUGGCAGUGCAUCGAGUGCAAGUACUGCACCAUCUGCGGCACAUCGGACAACGACGAUCAGCUGCUGUUCUGCGACGACUGUGACCGUGGCUACCAUAUGUACUGUCUGUCGCCACCGCUUGUUUCACCGCCCGAAGGCUCCUGGAGCUGCAAACUGUGCAAGGAAGAGUUCCAUAAGCCCAAGUAA
Molecule: messenger RNA, 1593 nt
Organism: Anopheles marshallii
Lineage: Eukaryota; Metazoa; Arthropoda; Insecta; Diptera; Culicidae
Gene: d4
Product: zinc finger protein DPF3
Exons: 1
Coding region: 1-1593 (530 amino acids)
Biological process (GO): nervous system development
Cellular component (GO): nBAF complex
Source: RefSeq, a predicted model, not a curated record